AAUACAAGUGUUGCCUGAGCGUCUGGGUCGAACAGCACGUGUUUUAAGCACUGCGACUGAACUGACUCCAAAUGGCUCUCAACAGACGCGACUUGAAGGUGAUCUCGAUCACCCAGCUCAUCCUUUGUUUGGUGUUUCUCAUUUUGGGCCUUGUGGAUGGAUUAGCUGUGCGAUUCGUGUAUUCCAGCUUGACUUUCACACCAUGCUGGUUAGCGACCCUUGUAAGUAUACAUCAAGUUUACAAACUCGUGCCUUAAAUGAAAAUUUAACCAUUUCUUGUCUCGAUAUUACGGAAGAAAAUCCUAUACAUUACGAGUCCAGGGAAGUCUUUUUCGGUAUUUUACAGUUAUCAACAAAACAAAACUUUGCACAACGACUCACUUCAUUAGGCAAGCAACCGAGGAGAUUUAUUAAUUCCUCUGUUGUGUAAGUAAUCAAAUUAUUUCGAGUAACAUUUGGGAUAGAUCAGAGAUUUUUCAAAGCCUCAACAAGCCUUUAAGAACUAUCCGUCGGGCGGGUGCAAGUUCUAGUCUUUGAAACAUUUACGAGUUCUGAUUUAUCCCAAAUUUUACGGGAGCAAAUCAUGUGAUUACUUGUUAAUAAUAGACAAAUUAUCAUUGUCUCUCUUUGUCGUGUUUAUUUCGUGUUAUGGCUCACUGGUUCGGCCGCUGCCCUGCAAGAACUUGUCUUAAAUUUUUAAACAGGCUGUCGCGAAUAAUCAAGCUUCGCACUAUUUCUCAGUAAAUUAACGUGUUCUCCGCCAAUGUCAGUUCAGCAAUCGGAAACAUGCAUGAAAUCUAUCUGUUUGACAAAAUAAAAAUGUCUUAUCGAUUUACAAGAUGUUUGUUCAAUCAGGGCGCGCGCCUGCAAUGUUUUUUUGUGACCAGCACGAACAAUAUAGCAUUUCCAAUGACAUUUCUUUUCAUACCUUUCUAUUUUUUAUUUUAGGUGUUUAACGCUGGUUUCAUGGGCUUGGUUCUAAGCAGCAUGUAUAGACCUUCCUUGACUCUGGUAAGAAACGUAAACUAGUGUAAUUGUGCUUCAUGAGGCAUUCAUUCAUUCUCCACCACGUUGAAUGUAAAUGUUAAAUUAUUUACGGUAGAUAGACCAGAUACAUUUAUAAUGGUAAUUGAACUGAGUAGAGUGUAAUUUGGGCUGAAAUCAUACGCGUGAUUUCAAAAUUGAACGAGCGCGCAGCAUGAGUUCAAUUUGAAAUCACAAGUAUAAUUUCAGACCAAAAUUGCACAACACGAGGUUCAAUUACCAUUUUAUUACAUCCAUUUUGAAAUCGCCCAAAUACAGGACUUGGUCAGUUCAAAUAUUUAUUACUACAAUACUGAGCCAGUUUGGAAUUAAAGUCAUCCAUUUUUUGGGAGGAAAAAAUAAGAGUUUUGGAAACAAAAGUUGCAAAAUUUGCCGCAUGAUCCUUCAUGUCUUUCAUCUUCCUGCAAUUUGAUCGGUUACUUUAAACAAGCCUUGAAGUCUGAUUGGUUGUUUUGUUUUUAGUGUAGCUUCCUCUUCAACUGGAAAAAAGAUGCGAUUUAAAGCCAAAAAUGGUGCAAUUCGUGAAUAAAUCGCACCAAUUAGAGCCAAUCAGAUUACAGGGACCACCAGUGAUUUCAAAAUGGGUGUAAUAAAUCUUGAUACCAUGAUCAACUUGCGCUGCAAAAUAGCUACAAAAUGUAUUUUAGAGGAAUUAGCAACUUUUUGUGACGCCUUUUUAAUUUUAUAUGAUUUUUCUUUUCCAUGGCUCCUUGCAGAUGAAUUUCUUGCAGUCUGUGAGCGUAACCUGUGCUACAAUAUCAGCGAUAACCGUGUACCACUACAUGUUCGCUUGGUCCAAAUUGAUAGCUUUGAAUUCGGAAGGUUACUUUCCCAGCAAUACAAAUCGCUAUUUCCUGGGAAAAGACGAGGAUACAAAAUUCACUGGAAAGCAAAAAUCCAUGGUGGCUGUUUCUUUCCUGAUCAUCAUAUGUUCCAUCACUGAGAUCAUUCUCGCGAUAGCAGCCAUCAGGAGCAGUAAUAUAGAUGUUCAGGGCCCGCAGGAAUCUCAAGUGAGAGAAGUAAAGGAUUGACCUAUUGUUCAUUUUUACAGACUCAAAUUUCGUUGCAAUCGAUUUGAAAUCAGUUUGAUGGUCAGUCAGUCGAUCAUUCGGUCAGUCGGUCAAUCAGUUUGGCAGUCAGUCAGUCAGUCAGUUAUCAAUCAGUCAGUUGGCAGUCAGUCGGGUGGUCAGUUGAUGAGUUGGUCAGUCAGUCAGUCGGUCAGCCAGUUAGGUGGUCAGUCAGUCAGCCAGUCAGUCAGCAAGUCAGUCAGUCAGUCAGGUAGCCAGUCAGUCAGUCAGUCAGUUAACUAGUAGGUUGAUCAGUCGGUCAGCCGUGCAGUCAACGAGUGAGCCAUUUACUUAUUCAGUCAGUCAGUCGGUCAGUCAGUCAGUCGGUCAGUCAGUCAGUCGGUCAGUCAGUCAGUCAGUCAGUCAGUCAGUCAGUCAGUCGGUCAGUCAGUCAGUCGGUCAGUCGGUCAGUCGGUCAGUCAGUCAGUUGGUCAGUCGGUCAGUCGGUCAGUCAGUCAGUCAGUCAGUCAGUAAGUCAGUCAGUCAGUGAGUCAGCCAGUCAGUGAGUCAGUGAGUCAGUCAGUCGGUUAGUCAGUCUGUCAGUCAGUCAAUUGGUAAGUCAGUCAGUAAGUCAGUCAGUUAGUCAGACAGUCAGUCAGUCGGUCAGUCAGUUAGUCAUCAUGUCUUUAUUCAUUUUCAGGUAGGCGCUCGAUAUGGCCAACUUGAAGCUGGUCAGGUCCGGGUCCAUAUGCCAGGGCAGUCGAAUCCAACUACACUCCAACCAGAAGUGGCUACUCCAGAAUCAGGCGAACCCCGACGUGCACCGUGACUCAAUAAAUACCGUGAACGUUCCAAUUAGCCCCAGAGAGGGAGAGAGGGGGAGGAGAUAAUCAAAUUCCAAAUUUGUAGAUGUCUUAAUAACUAGUUUGACCCUCAAAAUUGACAUAAAAAUUUUUUGUAGUACGAGAAUUAAUAAAAAAGCAUACAAAUCAUACCCGUUUUGGUUUAACAUUAUCUUUACUAAAGCCUCAGGGAGUGUUGGUAAUUUUAAAAUAUCUAAGCAUUUACAUGUCUAAACAUGAUCUCGUUCUCAAAGCCAUCGUUGGCCCAGAUAAGCGAAGAGAAACCGGCGAUCAUUGCGACAAGUCUGAGAAGGUGAUAUUGUGCAUGUUUCACUGAUUCAGUUUUUAGCUUAAACGUCACGGAAAUAUAUUCAACUAGACGUGGCGCUCAGCUCGAAAAGAAUUGAAAAUCAUUUCGAUUAUUCAGCUGGUAAUGGCUGCUAUCCUUUUUGCACUCGGCAUUGUGGACCAUUUUGAAGUACGCUACAUAUAGCAGCUCUUGUAAAUGCACAAGACAUCGAACUACGGGUGUUUUAUUGCCUACGCUCAUGCUUUUGACAGUUAACAUUUGAGAAAUUCAAGUUCACGGGGAAGAUGUAAAACUCCUUUUUCUGGUGGUUCUCUUCGUUUCAAUAAUCCGACCACUCCGACUAAAUUUCUCAGCUGCCUUUCAUCGGGGAAAGUAGUUUGAGAAUGGCGCUCAAUAUUUAGUUUAAGAGCUAGCGAUAAGUGCUACAAGGUAUGGUGUUCAUAAACCGAAUACAAAUAUUAUUACAGCUGCGAAACUAAGAUAGGGAAGCGAAAUCCGUUAUUCUAAGAACGGUGGUUGAGACAUAUGAAAAGUCAAAAUCGAGACUGCAGAACGAAGCUUGAAUUGUUUUAUUCUGCUGUAGAGGAAUUAAUUUAAUAAGCUGAUAGGUCGUGAUACCGCACAAAAUUAAUCGACUGUUCCAAGAACUGCACCACAAAUGGGCCAAUUUUUUUUAAGAAUGUGACUUCUACCAAACUAUAAAAAACCUUGCUAAACGUACAGAACAUCUUUCCACUUGUUUUCAAACUUCUUAUGAUCAAUUUCCGCUCCUGUCGGCCCAUUUGGUUUUUGACCUGACAUUGCUUGACUGUAUAAAGUACGGCAGUAGUCUUAAACAAGACAUUUAAUUCAUUCGCACCAGGAGUAAUACUAAGAUGAAGUUCGAUAAUUUGUUCAGGUACUCAAACGACUUCGAGUGCAAUUAGGAACACAGUAAAUAAGCACGAGUAGCUAAACAUACCAUAGAGUUACCUUUUGUACACAGAAUUAUCUCUCUCUGGUUUUGUGUUACCUAUAAACUGCACUUUUAUGAGUCUCUGACUGAAUUUUGUAGGUAUCUUAUUUGAUAUGAGAUGUGAUGAAAACAUUUAUGGAAUACAUAAACUAUUAAAGGGGAGGGGAAUUAACUAUUUUUUCACAACAAGAGCACGCCGUUUGAAAUCAAGUCGUCUUCCUGCCGUAUCGCACGGAAAAGCUUAUUAUACUGUAAACACUGCGCCGAAUCCAAGUUAUAGGUAAUUAUGCUCGAUAGAAGAGCGGCAUUUGGAUCAGUUUAGGUUGGGCUUUGUCGCCACAAUCCAAAAGGAGGCCGCUCUGUAUUUACGAUGUUUCGAACCAUGCAUAAUUUAUUACAAUGUUUUUCGAUGCAACGUUUAUGAUUUCCGUAUAAUUGAGUGGUGAGAACGGCCAUGGGGAACUUUAUUUACCCAACGUUAAACCUAAGCAAUUACAAUAUCAUGAAUGUUAAUAUAGAUACCAACACUAAUUUCUACCAAUACUCUGAGUAUUCUCAGAUUAUAAGAAGUAAGGUCGUUUCUCUCGAUGAAAAUUGGAUCGUAAAUAUUCUUGGGUAUAAUUGUGUAACGUUAUAUAUAUCAAAAUAGAUUUACUGAUCAUACGUUGAUGAUUCAUGUUUCUCCAUUCGAUACCAUUUCACUUAAUUUCAGGAGGCCUGAAUAGAGGACGAAAAGCACGGCAACAAUAUUCCCUCGGGUUUUAAAACUCGUCCGUAACUAUACAAACGAGCUUGUAACGGUUUUGUAAACAAAGCUCUUUUUUCAGGCAUUGCACUUGAUUUCCAAAACCUAAAUUUUGCUUCUUACUUGGAUAGGUAUUGCCAACGGGCAUUAUGGGAUUUAUUCUGGCAAUCAGGUCAAGACGUUGAAUAAUACAGUGCAGCAAUUUUGCUCGUGCUGCAGUAUUCAAAACUCGAUAAAUUCAAAAGAAGAACCCUCGGUCGUUUCACGCCUUACCGGCUCCUGACAUUUCCAAAAAGAAAAACUCGCUUAAAUUAUAUUUCUAUCAUAAACCGCAGUUGUUAAGCUUUCUUCAGAUAUUUAGUUUGCUACGGUUUUAGUGAAACUUGCGCGCGCACGAAUUUUCUCCCGAAGGACACCCGCGAAGGUGGAAGGUAACCUUAAACUAACAUUGGCUAAAGUUGUAUUGAAGCUCAGAAAAUGAUUGCGUUCUCUCCUGAUAUAAUGAUUUCAGAUAAAUUGGCUCACUUCAAUUAGUAUUGCCUCUGUUGUGGUUUCUGCGCUGGUACUUCAAGCAUAUUCAUGGGCUCUGAAAUCUUUAUAGGGUUUCAAAUACGACAAAUACGAUAGUCCAAACUACGGCAAUGCAAGUUGUUUCACUACUUUUGUGCUUAAGACGCAAAAAUCAAGUUUGAAGACCAGGAAAACACCAUGAUAGCCAUACAUGCCUUGAUUGUCAUAUUUACCAUCUGUGAGAUCAUUCUCGCCGUGGCAACUUCUCAGAGCAGUGAAACUGGGCGUCAGUCGCCGCAGGAAAAUCAGGUAUGUUGCGCUACUCAGAGAAGAGUUAUUAACCUUUUACACCUUAACAUCAGAAUACAUUUUCUCCAUAACAUUCUUUAUACAUUUCCUAUGAUAUUGACAAAGAGAAUUUGUUAAACGAUUAAGAGCCUCUUUAGUUAUGGAUCAUUUCCUUUAUUCUCAUGACCUCAAUGUUUGUUUUAGGGGUGAUACUGAGAGGAGAAAAUAGUUACUAAUCAGUCUUAAUGGUUAAAGGGUUAAUCGAAUAGGGCACUGAAGUCUAAAAGCAAGGGUCCUCACUUCAUCUCCCCUUCAUCAUCCUUUGCUUUCGCUCGACUUACUUUGACUUUCUUCGUCUCACCUUACCUCCCUUGUCCAUUGUUUCCAUCCCUCUCUCUCCCCCCCCACCUCACCUUCCUCUCUUUCUCUCUUUGUUUCUCCCUCUCUUUUUCUCUCUCCUGUUCCCUCUCACUUCUACCUAAUGUUUAAAAGUGGCCUCCUAAAUUUCUUAGUAUUUUUAUACAAACGUUAAUUAAAAGCUAUAUUUUUCGAUCUGCGCGGUAAUAAAGUUUUAAAGAACUGCUCAUGAAGAAAGGCUCAGUGGCCUUGUAACAUCGCUUUUUUCAAAUAUCAUAUUUAGCUUAAAAGCAAUAGUAUGAGUGCAUAACCAACGAUGAAUCUGCGAUCUCGUGGCAAAAACUUACGUAACGUAAAGAAACGAAACGUAACUGUCACCUAACGUAAAUGAAUUGUAUUUCAACAAGGCUUCAGAAGCUAUGAUGUCGUAGAAAUACUGUGGCAAAUAACAUGUUAUAGAAGAAAAAAAGUGUUGAGCAAUAAUAAUUGCUUAGGGUUAGAUCUAGUGCAAGUGACUAAGUAUUAGUUAUCAGGCAUUUAAUUACACCCUAGAGGGUUUAGGUCAGAAAAACAUGCAAAGAUAUUGAAUCUUGCUGUUCUAAAUAAGCAUCUGGUCGUUACGAUGUUCUAAUUUCGUUAUUUUGGGACAGGAUUUUCUUCGAAGCUUAAAGUAAAAUCCUGUUCAAAUCCCUCAUCCUACAAAUGUCGGAAAUCGAAAGUGGAAAAGUACCGAUCCAACUACAGGCUUUUCCAACACAACCUAUGAUGACCAUUCCGAUCUCUGAAGCCAACUAGGAUUGCUAGCUUCCAGCGGUCACGGCGCAUGUAGUCACUGAAUGUUAGUUUUUUUGCUCAGCGACCUUGUAACAUUGCUUUUUUAAUAUAUCAUAUUUAGCUUAAAAGCAACAGUAUGAGUGUAUAACUACCGAUGAAGCUGCGAUCUCGUGGCAAAAACUUACGUAACGUAAAGAAACGAAACAUAACUGUAACGUAACAAUAAUUGUAUGCCAACAAGGCUUCAGAAGCUAUUACAUAUUAGAAAUAAAGUAGCAAAUACCAUGUUAUUGAGGAAAAAAAAUGUUGAGCAAUAAUAAUUGCUUAGGGUUAGAUCUAGUGCAGGUGACUAAGUACCAGUUAUCAGGCAUUUAAUUACACCCUCCCUCCCCCUCCCCCCCCCUUCCCACUCAGCUCCGUUGCUUUUGUUGUUUUACUUCAACCGAGGCUUUGUUUUCUUUGAUAUUUGAGUGACACUUGCUGGAUAAUUCUUCCCAGAUCAAUUCAUGGUCAGCGCAGCCUAUCUCAUUAUUACUUAGAACCGCUCGCAGAGGGCAGUCAGUUUUUUAAAUUGCACCUAUUAUCGUAUAAACCGUGGUGUUUUACAAGGAUUUCCAGCCCAAAGAAAAACCGUAACAGCACAGGUGAGAACAUCCAUGACUUUGUAUUUACCUAUCCCUCCCUUGUUACAUAACCACGCAAACAGCUGUUAAGGUCCUGUGGAGUCCAUUGACGUCAUCAGUCGUAUAAAUCGUUGUUUGAGUUUGCCAAGGAGUCCUGCGAAAUGGCGUCCAACAGACGAGACCUUAAAAUUAUCUCGAUCGCUCAGCUUGUAAUGGCAGGUAUCCUCUUCGUGCUCGGAAUGGUUGACCAUUUUGAAGUUCGCUACAUGUAUGCCAGCCUUAUAUUGAUGCCAAUUUGGAUUUCUCUUCUUGUAAGUACAUUAUAUUUCUCAAAAGAAUGCAAUUACAAAGUUGUGCCUAAAUUUACAUUUUCUAACAGAGGGUUUAGUUCAGGAAAACAUGCAAAGAUAUUGAAUCUUGCUGUUCUAAAUAAGCAUCUGGUCGUUACGAUGUUCUAAUUUCGUUAUUUUGGGACAGGAUUUUCUUCGAAGCUUAAAGUGAAAUUCUGUUCAAAUCCCUCAUACUACAAAUGUCGGGCAAAUGUUUUACGUAGAAUUACAUUUUACUGGAUAAUCUGAAACCAUUAGGAUUCAUAACCCUUCCACCUGCAAAUAUCUGGUCCGUAAUUCUUUCGAUAAGAAUACAACUACACUCUCAAACUAAUUCAGGAUAUGAUGACAUUGGAGACAUAGAAAACAAAGUUCGCCCCUCAAAAGCGAAUCGGUCGUCUGUGACUUGGGAACAUUCAACUUUUGUUGUUUUUAUUUGUUGAGCGAUCGAAGAAGUUCGAAGAUUGAGAUUUAUAUUGCAGUACUUCGAUAAAACAGUCCGCAUCAUUCUAAAGUUAUUUUAGGACAUCUCUCAGUUUUGUCGCACAGUCAACAAAAUAAACAUUGCGCAAGAUGUUUUACACUAGCGAAAGUCGAUCAGAAAUGCAAAUGAUUACAUUGCCAGACGAAGGGAACUCGAUGAUUUGACCUCGAAUUUCUCUUUUAAGAACAACCUAGGCGGUUUUUUUUUUAAGACAGAAGUUUUAAGAAAAAUCUGUCGAUGAAAGUGUUUUUGGAUUCAAUACACCUUGGAUUGCGUGGGGCACUAAAUCGAGGCUGUCGAAUGAACUUAAAGUGGUGAAAAUUUAUGUUUCUUCAACUUUCCUUCGAAUGAGUUAUUGAGAUCUACAUGGAUUGCCGCUACAAGUACUUCAUAGAUAAAAAAAACUGCUGGCUGAGUCCUCCAUCGAAAGGAAUAGUCGAUCACUAAAAACACGUGCAUAUAACAGCUCAUCGGUCACCACGCGACUUUUACCUUGAAAUCUAGCCCUUCAUCUCGCCUUGUAGUGGCAAUCCAUUCCGAUCUCAAUAAAUCAUUCGAAGGAAUGUUGAAGAAAGAUAAAUUCUCACCACUUUAAUUUCGUUUGUCGUUACUAGAGAAAUUAACGCAGCAAUGAUCGUGGGCCAUGCUUUCUUGUAGGCUUUUUCUGCAACGUUAAAGAAAUUUGACGCCAACGGCUCCCAAAAGUUACCAUAGGUUAGGUAAUUAGAUUGCAUAGACUUAAGUCACACUAGCUAAAGGUUUCUAUUAAGUGUCUACAAUCAGUGUGUAUGACAUCUGUCAAUCAAAUAAAGCCGGAAAGCCAACAUUUUACAGAAAUUGCUUUUCUUCCACAUUAAAUUGAAGACAUUUGAAUAAACCUACAAUGAAUCUACUGCUUCGUUUGUCUCUAUUCCUAAUCCUACUUCAAUGUCUCUUUCCACUUUAACGGUUAUUACUAAUUUACAAUUUUACGACGAUCAGUCGAAAUGUGCUCUAUCAUUUCUGUAUUCUUAUCGAUUAAUCGAUGUCCUUCAAGGACUUGCGAGCUGGAAUAAAGAAAUAAGUACCUUCUCAAAAGUGACAAUAUUGAAAUCAACUCCGAUAUUAAUAGUUUACAUUUUAUAAAUAUUGAUCGAGCGGUUGAAUGUUCUUCUAACUGUUUUUUUAGGUCUUACCCAUUGGCAUCAUGGGAUUGGUUUUAGCCGUGAACGGGUCCAGACCCUCUUCUGCUUUGGUGAGAAUUAAAGUAGCAUAAUACUUUUAACAGACUUCCUUGUUUAUUUUUAUCAUUCUUUGCUUCUCCUUGAUAUUUUUCCGCCGAUCGUGCCCUUUAAAGAAUAUUAUGGCGUUUGACCGAGAACUUUGUACCUCUAAAAUCUUAACGUUUAAAACACGAGUGAUUUUACGCCAUGAAAACUUAGCUUCCCGUGCCAUUCAUUGUUGCAGAUGAGCGGCCUGAGGUCAGUGAGCAUUGCAUGUGCCGCUCUAUCAGUUCUAACCACAUUUACCUAUGCGAUGGCACUCAAUAGCAUAUUAUUCAUCAAAUAUAUGGAGGCAAAAACUGAAUACCAGGAAUCUCCAUGGUUUGCUGACAAAGGUGCAAAAAUCGAGUUCCGGAAAGAGGAAAAAACAAUGGUAGCUGUACAUGUCUUCAUUAUCAUAUGUUCCAUCCUCGAAAUUAUACUUGCCAUAGCAAGUGUUCGGACCGCAAAGGCCAUGGCUAAGGAGCCUCAAGACACCCAGGUUUGUGCAGUUACUCUAUAUGCAAGUAAUAAGUUAGAUAUGACCAUGAUAAAAGAACUUAUGAUCCGAAAGCACUACAUCAAAAACUUCAGUAAUGUUACGUACUCCUGAUGUAAACAAUGUCAUCUUUGAAAAGAUCAUUCAAGUACUCAUGUAAUUUCUUUGUUUUGCAAACGCGAAAUUUUUAAAUUCAGAAUUGCAUUACUUUGAGAGGAUUUUAGGAAUCAUUCAUUUUUUUUUCAGCUAAGGGGACUUUGAGGACCCGAGGGUUUUGUUUAUUUUACAAUAAAAUUUACCACACUCCCCCCCCUCAAAAGGCUCUUGAGUAUUUUCAUGAUCCCCCCUUCCCUUAUUCGCGGUCAAUUGUCUACAGCCUUCCCCCCCUUUAUACUCUGUUAGCGACGACUGGUCCACCCUCCAUUCCCCCUGAAAACCAUGUGACCCCCUGAAAGACCUCAGACCACCCCCAGCGAUGAAUAAUGAAGUUGUUUGUCACUUAAGGGGACUUGGGGGAUCGGAAGGUUUUGUUUGUUUUACAAUAACAGUAAACUCAUUCCCCUCUAAGGCACUGGACGAUUUUUAUGAUUUCCGCCUCCCCUCUCCUUAUUGGAGGUCAAUUUUCUACAGUCCCCCCCUUUAUACUCUAUUAGCGAUGACUCUUCCUCUCCGUUUCCCCUCAAAUCCUAGUAAUCUCUCCGAAAAACCUCCCACCCCUACCCCAUCCCCCCAUCCCAACGUGAUAAAUAUUGACAAGUACCUUACGUAAAAUAUUUUUCAUUAUAUCUAAACAGCAGGAAAGCGCUGCCUAUCGUGUAGUGGCAGAGGAAGAUGUCCCUUUGUUAUUCUCGAGUUCAGAUCAAGAGGCAGCUUAGAUGGCAUCAGUUCCAUACACUGCUGUACAGAGGGCGGCCUGAUGUAAUUUAUCGCUUUUUUAACGCCAUGAUAGCAAAUUUAUUGUUACGACCACAAAUCCGAGAAUGUUAUUAGAAGUAAAAUUAGCAUUUGAUUUUUUUUAUAUUUUGAUAUUAAUUAUUUUUUAAUCUUCUUUUUAAUCUUUCUUCCAUUUUUUCUAUUCCUUUUAUUUUUCCGUGGCGUACCCGUAAACUAGUUUUUUAGCUAAGUGUACUGACCACGUUAAAUACAUAAAUUGAUUGAUUAAUUGCAGUAAUUUAUGUCAUUUCGUGCCCCAGAUUUUUGCUAGAUAUCUGAAGAUAAAAAUGUGUUUCGUAGAUUGAAGAAAGCGUGAAAUAUAAUUAACGAGUAACUUCCACGAAUGUAGAAAUACUGUCAUCAACUUCCGAC
Pocillopora meandrina is the source of this 11313-nucleotide messenger RNA. The record is from the annotation of a GenBank genome assembly. Lineage: Eukaryota; Metazoa; Cnidaria; Anthozoa; Scleractinia; Pocilloporidae.